UCACAAAGGUAACAGGUUGGAGCUGCAUUUAACGAAUUUGUCUGUCUGUCUCGAAUUAUGGAUAUGCUCUGCUCUUUCAGAAGUAUUUUCUGUCAGAUUUAAACAUUAUCUGUAUUAACACCAAGUAAAACAACAGAAGAUGACUCGAAAGUCGAAAAUAAAUUGAUGAAUUGUACUACUUUGACCAAAUAGCAGUUUCGCUAACGCUAGAUGAUACUAUGACGCAAACACUGAGGAAUUCAAUGUAGCCAGCGAACUCAGUUCAAAAGAGACCCAACUAUGAGUACUCCGUCAGGUCGGAAGAGCCCCGUGGACUACGGGGUUCAGAUCCGCUUCAUCAACGACUCAGGAGGGGGGCUCCCCUCGACCCAGCUGAGAUCCAAGCCCCCCUCCACCUCUAAGUAUGGGGUGGCUGUCAGGGUCCAGGGCAUCGCUGGACAACCCUAUGUGGUUAUGAAGGACGGGGGCCCAAAGGGAGAUUCGUAUGGGGUGCAGCUCCGUACCCACUACCCCCCGGGUUACGGCAGUCUGCCCCGCAGAAGAGACCGAGAGGAAGGAGAGGGAGAGGGGGGAGGAGGGCCGGGAGGGGCAUUACGCAGGGCACAGUCACAUGGUUCAUUACUGGAGAGUGAGGGGGGAGGAGGAUUUGGGAGACCACCAGGGGAUGGGAGGUCUGGUAGCUAUGGGAACCUGGAUGAAGGGAUUGGUGUCGCGGAAGAGAGAAUGGAAAUAGGGGUGAGGGAGGGGGGUAAGGGGAGGAAUAUAAUGUGUGGGUCAUAUCAGUCUGGGCUCAAUGGGUCACUGGGGAGGGGAGGGGGGAGUCAGUAUGCCCCUGACCUCCAUCCUUCCCAAACAGAGCAGCUGACCAUGGCACACCCCCACCCCCAGAGCCUUCCUUACCCAACACAGCCCCACCCCCAGACCCCCGUCAACAGACUGAUCAGCAGGUUUGACGGCAGCAGCAGUACCAGAGAACAACAGAGGGGGCGCUCUCCUGUAGCAGAGGACCCUAGAAACACCAUCUCCUCUUCCCUCGCCCCCAACCCCUACUCCUCCCCUCCCUCCUCCACUCACAGCAGCCUGGGGCGGGGCCAAGGCACCGUCAGCAAGGCAACACCCCACCCAGCCAGUCAGUGGGCUCCGCCGGGGAGGUUUGUCGCUGUGGAGACGCCGUCAGCCAAUCGGACAUACCCGCUGGUGACCCCUGACCUGCUUCAGAGUUCAGAGGUCACCAGUGAGGAGGAGCAGGUCAUGCAGACCAUCUACAGUGUGCUCAGAGAAGGGACCAGUGAGAGGGACUCAGUCAUCAGACACAAAGUCAGGGUGAUCUUCCAGAAGAUCCAGGGACUCAAGCCCAGUGAGAGCUCUGGUGAGGAGUGGAAGAGAGAAAAGAGGGAUCUGGAGAGGAAGAUGAUGGAGCUACAGACCUCUCUACAGGAGGAGAGGAGGGGCUCUGUGGGCAGCUCUGACCCUGUGUUAAAAGCAGAGCUGGAUUCAUGUCUGGAUGAGAACAUGCAGCUCCAGGAGACUGUGGACAGGAAGAAGACUGAACUACACCAGACACACUCUGAGCUGAGUCAGUUGCGUAUGGAGAGAGAGAGUGCUGAGUCCAGAGUCAGAGAUAUGGAGGACCGACUGGGCGAGCUACAGGAGGAGCUGAGGACAGAGAACGGCAACAAGACGGACCUGGUGACUUGUCAAGCGUCUCUGUUGGAGGUGUCCAUGUUGAAGCAGAAGCUGGAGGAUUCUCUGAGACAGAGAGAGAGGGAGCUGACGGCCCUGAAGGGAGCUCUGAAGGACGAGGUGGCCACGCACGACAAAGACAUGGAGACACUUCGAGAACAGUACAGCACUGACAUGGAGAGACUGAGGAGUACCGUGGAGCAGGUCUCACAGUCUCAGGCGGGUAUCGAGUCAGAGCGGUUGCGUGUGAAUGCGUCGGUGCGUACUCUACAGCAGCAGCUGGAAGACUGCAGGGACGAGAGUGGCCACUGGAUGACGCAGUUCCACAAUACUAGAGAUGAACUACGGACCACCAAACAGGAGAUGCUGCAGGCUCGUCUGGAGAAAGAGGAGCUUGAGGAAGAACUGAAUGAAGUACAGGAGAGGGUCAACACCAUGAAACAGCAGAUACCAGACCCCAGUCAUACACACACACUCAACCAGGAGCUGCAGAGUUUGCGUGCCGAUCUGCAGCAGGCCCAAUCAGAGGCAGAGAAGAAAAGGGCGGAGCUCGAUAAAAAGGUAAUGGAGGUAAUCUCCCUGAAGAAGGCCAACCAGGAGCAGGAGGCGGAGCUCAAGUAUGAGAUGGACAGGCUGAGGGGCCAAUCAAAUCGAGCCAAAGAGGAUCUGGCCAAGGCCCAGGAGAGAACCAAACAGCUCCCUGACCCGUCGGUCGUGUCUGGCCUGCAGUCAGAGUUGACUGAUGCUCGUGGGGAGAGAGACCGACUGGGAGAGAAACUCUCCAGCACUGAGCAGGAGCUGCAGUCAAACACAGAGCGGCUGGCCAGAACCCAGACAGAACUAAACGCUCUCAGAGACUCACAGCAGGAGCAGGAGGCAGCUAACACACGCCUCCGAGAGAAACUCUCACGCCUGGAGUCUCAGCUGGCUUCCAGUGCAUCAGAGAGUUCGGAGGCAGAGCUGUCCCUCCAGGCGGAGUUGAGGGGGUUGAGGCAGGAGCUUGACGAGGCCAGGAGAGGAGCCUCUCGGCUGGGCCAGGACCACCGGCAGCUCAGUCUGCGUCUGGAGGACAGGGAGAAGGAGAGGGACCAGCUCACACAGACCAACACACAGCUGGAGCAACAGAGGAGACAGCAGGAGCGGUCCCUGGACAAACUCAAUAAGGAGUUUGAGUCUCUGUCCCAGUCGUCUGGUGAAGAGGUGCAUGUUCUCAGGGCCCAGCUGGAGGAACAGAGAGAGAGAUCUCGCAGUGAGACACAGGAGGCCCAGAGGCAGGGCAAUGACACACUGGUAGAACUGGAGAGGAGCCAGACCUCCCUCAAGAGACUGGAAGAGGAGGCGUCACGUCAGAAGAAGGAGCUGCUCUUUGUGGUUGAGGAGAGAGACAAUGUUCAGCUGGACAAGGAGCUGCUCACCAACCGCCUGCACCACCUAGAGGCUGAACUGGAGAACAGCAGGAGCAGCCUCACAGACAAGAGCAGGGAGCUCCGCAGCACGGAGGACAAGAUGAAACGACUGGAGCUGGAGCUGGAGGAGGAGAAGGGAUCUGUGGAGCUACUCACUGACAGAGUCACCAGGACCAGAGACCAGAUGGAGCAGCUGCGUUCAGAGCUGAUGCAGGAGAGAUCCUCCAGACAGGACCUGGAGCUGGACAAGAAUGCCCUAGAAAGACAUAUGAAGGAGUUGAAGACCAGAGUAUCUGAUAUGGAGGGUCAGUCUCGCUCCUCUGUAGGAGUGGCUCAGCUGGAGAGUAAAGUUCACGAGUUGGAGGAACGCCUCCACAGCGAGGAUAGGGAGAAGAACUCCAUGUUGUCGUCUCAGCGUCGCCUGGAGAAGAAACUGAAGGAGCUCAACUUUACCCUGGAGGAAGAGAGACACCAACACACAGAACAGAGAGACCAGCUGUCUCUGCGUGUGAAGGCUCUGAAGAGACAGGUGGAUGAGGGGGAGACCGAGGUAGAGAGGAUGGAGGGAUUGAGGAGGAAGGCCCAGAGAGAGAUGGAGGAACAGAUGGAACUAAAGGAGGCCUUACAGGGCAGAGUCACCGCGCUAGAGACUGAGCUCAAGAGGAAGGUGCAGCAGGCGCAGCGUCAGGCCCUGGACUCGUCGGCUCUGAGCUCUGACGAAGAUGAUGAAGGCCUGUACGACCCCUCCAGCAUCACGUCCAUCCUCACUGGGAGCAACCUUCACACCAGCUCCUGCUAGAGGGGGGAGGGAGGGGUAGUGACAACCUUCACACCAGCUCUUGCUAGAGGGAGGGGGGGGGGGGGGUAGUGGCAACUUUCACACCAGCUGCUAGAGGGAGUGGAAACCUUAGUAGUGGCAACCUUCACACCAGCUCCUGCUAGAGGGAGGGAAGGGUGGGUAGUGGCAACCUUCACACCAGCUCCUGCUAAGGGGGGUAGUGGCAACCUUCACACCAGCUCCUGCUAGAGGGAGGGAAGGGUGGGUAGUGGCAACCUUCACACCAGCUCCUGCUAGAGGGAGGGAAGGGUGGGUAGUGGCAACCUUCACACCAGCCUCUGCUAGAGGGAGGGAAGGGUGGGUAGUGGCAACCUUCACACCAGCUCCUGCUAGAGGGAGGGAAGGGUGGGUAGUGGCAACCUUCACACCAGCUCCUGCUAGGGGGGGGGUAGUGGCAACCUUCACACCAGCUCCUGCUAGAGGGAGGGAAGGGUGGGUAGUGGCAACCUUCACACCAGCUCCUGCUAGGGGAAGGGAGAGAAGGGUGGGUAGUGGUAACCUUCACACCAGCUCCUGUUAGGGGGGGGGGGGGGGGGUAGUGGCAACCUUCACACCAGUUCCUGCUAGAGGGAGGGGUAGUGGCAACCUUCAGUGUAGUGGUAGGAGGAGGAGAACAAGGGCUAUUCUGAGCACUAUAAAGGGAGAAGGAGGAGGAUAGAGGGACGGAGGAAGGUGGAUUAAAGGGUGUAUUUUAAGCACUACAGGGUUGGAGGGAGGGGGUUAUUCUAAGCACUUCAGAUAGACAUCUACUGUACACACAGGUACAAUACACUGGGACAGGUCUAUAGACCUGCUAUAAAAAUACUGUAUAAAGGAGGGAUCACAGGUUCAGGGAGGGGGGGGGGGGGGGAUCACAGGUUCAGGGAGGGAGAGAGAAAAAGAGAGGGAUCACAGGUUCAGGGAGAAGGAGAGGAUGAGGAGGAUGACUCACUGCGCUGGACAGUAGGCUCCUAGUAGUACUGAAGAGGAGGAUUGUGGGGGUGAAUAAGCUCCGAUGUCCAGGAGGAAUACAAGACAAUAAACAUGAAUACAGUAACAGAACACUAACACAUUCUACCCCUGAGAAGAACAGGCAGGAUGACUCGCUGUCUAAAGCACUUACAAUGACUUACAGGACUUAACAGCAAUACACUGUUGCACUCUUCAAUUUCAUCAUUACUCUGUGGUACUCUAUGGUAUGCUAUGAUACUGUAAUUAGUAUGGUGCUCUUUAAUACACAGAAUUACGCUGUGGUACUGUUUAAUACGGUCCUUAUUAUGGUUCUUUUCAAUACUCUAUUACUCUUAGUGAAAAGGAGUUUGGUCACAUGAUUACACUGACUGAAUAGUGAUAGAAGCAACCACACCAACAUGUACUGUGACUAUUUAACACUGUAGCUGGUUAAUGUCUGCUUUUACAGGGUGAACAGUGUUUCAUCUGAUCCUACUGGUGCCCUGUCACAUGGACCUGAUGCACAGCAAACACUAUUCCAUCCAGUCCUUCAUGGAGAUCUGAUAUGCAAGUGUACUUUUUAAAACACGGUUGGACCAAAUGCUGCCAGAUAUGAGAAUGAUGAACAAAUGUAGAUAGUUUUUCUAAUUCAUGAAAUCAACAAUAUUCUGCUGAAUGUGAUAUCAUAGUUAACAUUGUUUUAGAAACCAUAUCUGACAGUUUGAUUCCUAUUCUGCUGUAUGUCCUACUACUUGACUGCCUGCCACUACAGAUGCAUGUAUGGAGUUUGCUCUGAUACCAAUCAUCUCUCGCCAUUUCUUCACACACACACUUUACACAUUGUAUUUGUAGCAUCUGUGCACAACUUCUAUGCAGUCCUUACAAUUAAUACUCAGAGAAGCUUGUGAAGAUCUUAAUCACUAUGCCUUAAAAGUUGUUUAAAUGAUUUUGUAAUGCAUGGUUUUCAGUUGUACUUGUUCCGGUGUACUCUGGAUAGAUUUUUCUAAAUGAUUUGUUUAUAUUUAAUUGGUUUUGGGGGAGAUCUGAGGGCUUGCAUUUUCAUUCAGUGAUACAGUAGUUACCACUGUAAGUGAUAUUGCUGCAAUGUUCAUAAAUCUUUCAGUUGGCUUGAAAUAUUUUCUAUAGAAUAUGGUGCUCUAGUGUGUCUUAUACCCUACACAUACAGUACAUACUGUUUAGUAUAUAUGAAGCACUAGACUACCAUACUGUAUGGCUUUGUAACUGAGUACAGAAGGUGGUACAUGAUUACUGAUUAGUCAUUUUACGCUGUGAAUUUGUACUUCACAAUACCAAUCUGUUUUCUAUUGAAUUAAAUAUUGCGUAGCAAUCGAAGUCCAA
Messenger RNA from Oncorhynchus kisutch (coho salmon), 6216 nucleotides. RefSeq names its product cingulin-like. Gene Ontology annotation, cellular component: myosin complex; bicellular tight junction. The transcript has 21 exons. The coding region runs from base 280 to 3888 and encodes 1202 amino acids. NCBI's taxonomy places the organism in Eukaryota, Metazoa, Chordata, Actinopteri, Salmoniformes, Salmonidae. Gene Ontology annotation, molecular function: microtubule binding. Gene Ontology annotation, biological process: microtubule cytoskeleton organization. The record is from RefSeq and is a predicted model, not a curated record.